ACUCUUACCAUAAUUAUCAUUUUUCCCAUUUGUUUCAAAGCUUUCAGCUUGAAUGACUCACUCGUAUAUGAACCCCAACUACACCCCAGUGGCGAGACUCCGUUUUAAUUAGCCCUAGACUCGGCUCGUUUGCUUAAUUCUUCCCCCCUGCAAUUCUGUGAUGUAUUCGGUUCGCAGUUUGUCUUCUCUGUUUAUUAGAAAGGUCUAUGCCAACAAUAUCAGACCGUUUUCCACGACUGCUAAGCGUGGCGGAGGGGAAGAAGAAUGGAAUGACACUUGGGAAUCUGCUUGGCUCCCAGAAGACCUUUCUGCGAAGAACCGAGCUCCAUGGGAAACCGACGUCAAUUUCUCUAUUGAUAGUAACGAUACUAGCAAUUCUUCUUCAGUGAUGCUUUCGCCUGAAGUUGAUGCAGAGACCAAGGCAUUCGUGGAGGACAUGACAGAUAAUUGGGAUCAAAGAAGGAGAAGCCCUAAAUCACAACAAAAGCAGAAAGAAUUCGAGAGUUCGAAUUCACUUUAUAGUUUGGAGAAUGUGAAGAAGGAUUACAGGCUGAAGAAACAGAGGAUUCAUGCUGCGUUAUGGGCGAAAGAGAUUGAUAAGCAGGAAGAAGCCAAGUUGGGAGAUUCUAUGGGGGGAACUGGUGGAGAUGAUAUUGAGAAGCUGCUUGAUAGCUGCUCUGAGAUUUUCGACUUCGCAAACACUGAUCUGAGCAACUCAAAGACACCGGGUUUAAAUGAUAUUAAAAGUAACCCCGAUGGCUGGGAAACAACAUCUAAAGCUCAAGAUGGGAAUAUUUGGGAGAUGUCGCAGAGGGAAGAAGACAUUUUGCUCCAAGAAUUCGAACGCCGGAUUGCGUUCAGUAAAUUCCAGAUAGCAAGUUUUAUCAAAACUCACAUAUUCAGCCGAAGGAGGCCUAUUGAUGGGUGGAAAUACAUGAUAGAGGAACUGGGACCAAAUGCAAAAAAAGGAAGAGGCAGUGUUUCCAGGUUGCCUAGUCUGUCUGAUCCGUCAACCCAACCUUUCAAAGAAGAGAAGGCGCCGAUUUCAGCUGCUAUCCCAUCCCAUAGAGGGAGGUAGUUUUAUACUUCCUAAUGUCAGGGUUUGUUUCUUAUUUCCAAGAGAACAUUUAAUUAUAAUAGAAAUGUAACUGCUUUGGUUGGCGAGUGUGGCCAUUAUCAGCAGAAUUUGAUUUAUCAAAUUAACCUGUAUGUAUAGCUUCCUCCCAUUCUCAUGCUUACAGACUUGUAGCGGCUGCAAAUCCAUAAAGUCGACUGUGUGUUUGGAGAUCUUUAUGCUCAGGAGUUGCUCAUUGCCCCUGGACCAACUGCAAGCGUCUUUUGGUCUUGGAUGUUUGUAAACGAGUAGGUCUGGGUAAAAAGUGAAUGUCCAAGUUAAGCGUGUAACUUAUAUUGUUCUUCUGGUGAAACAAACAUAACUUGGUCUACAUGCUAAACUCCUGUAUAGCUGUGAACUUAGAGUGUUCGAAUAAUUGCUAUCUGCACUUUUUGUCGGUGCUUUAUACAUAUUUGAUUUUAUAUUCUUCA
Molecule: messenger RNA, 1545 nt
Organism: Daucus carota subsp. sativus
Lineage: Eukaryota; Viridiplantae; Streptophyta; Magnoliopsida; Apiales; Apiaceae
Product: protein GAMETE CELL DEFECTIVE 1, mitochondrial
Exons: 4
Coding region: 161-1078 (305 amino acids)
Source: RefSeq, a predicted model, not a curated record